AUGGCCAACGCCAAUGGGACCGAUACCCCCGUGGCCAAUGGCUCCAAACGCUCUCUUCCCUUCUUCCGCAGGUCGUCGCCAGACCGGCCCAUUGCUCGCCGGCGCGAUUCCACUGUCCACUGGCACCGCGGCGUCCGGUCCUUCUUGUACCUAAUAGCUUGGAUCUUCUUGGUGCUGGUCGUGAUCGCCAACCUCGCCAACAAGCCCGUCCUCCGCAACACCUACUUCCUCUACCUCGACCUCUCCAACAUCAUCCCCGUCUCCGUGCCCAAUGCCGUCCUGAUCAAUUCCAUCGCUCGUACGAUCGGAUUGCACGAUUUCUACCAGGUCGGCUUGUGGAACUUCUGUGAGGGUUACAAUGAUGAGGGCAUCACGCAUUGCUCGAAGCCGGAGACCCUAUACUCGUUCAAUCCGGUCAAGAUCUUGCUCAAUGAGUUGUUGGCCGGCGCAACUAUCGCUCUGCCGUCGAACAUCUCCAAACCAUUGCAUCUGGCCAAGAUCGCCUCCCAGUGGAUGUUCGGCCUGUUCCUCGCAGCGGCAGUGUUCACCUUUGUCAUGAUCUUCAUCAGCCCGCUGGCCGUCUCGUCGCGGCCUCCGCAAACCAUCAAAACCUGGGCGAAGGCCAUGGAUGGCAACGGUGCGCCCAUGGGCCCCCCACCUCAUCGCCGCCGCACCUUCGUCCUACUCCGCUCGCUGCCUUUGCUUAUCUUGAGCUUCUUCACCGCCCUCUUCACGAUUGUCGGCUCCGCCAUUGCGACAGUCAUGUGGAUCAUCUUCGCCAACGUCUUUGCGAACGCAGACCCCAGUCUCAACAUCAAGGCGCACGUUGGUAUCCAGAUGUUCGUGUUCAUGUGGAUUGCCUCGGCGUUCAACUUCAUUGCCUUUAUCGUGCAGUUCGGUUCCUGCUGUGCAUCCUGUUGCGGCGGCCAUAAGGCCAGGAAGCAGCUCAAGAGGCAGGGCGUGGACUGGCACGAGAAGGGCUCUCCCUAUCGUGACACCGAGGGGCAUUCCCACCCCCACACUCCAGACCACCCUGGAACAGCAGAAGAUCCGACUCGUGCUCCGGUCAACGCGGAACCUCACGCUCUCACCUCCUGA
Molecule: messenger RNA, 1098 nt
Organism: Penicillium lagena
Lineage: Eukaryota; Fungi; Ascomycota; Eurotiomycetes; Eurotiales; Aspergillaceae
Product: SUR7/PalI family protein
Exons: 2
Coding region: 1-1098 (365 amino acids)
Biological process (GO): fungal-type cell wall organization
Cellular component (GO): plasma membrane; cell cortex of cell tip
Source: RefSeq, a predicted model, not a curated record